Molecule: messenger RNA, 5733 nt
Organism: Melospiza georgiana
Lineage: Eukaryota; Metazoa; Chordata; Aves; Passeriformes; Passerellidae
Gene: ADAMTS20
Product: ADAM metallopeptidase with thrombospondin type 1 motif 20
Exons: 39
Coding region: 1-5733 (1910 amino acids)
Biological process (GO): extracellular matrix organization; proteolysis
Molecular function (GO): zinc ion binding; metalloendopeptidase activity
Source: RefSeq, a predicted model, not a curated record
AUGCGGGGGGCGAGGCGGCUGGCGGCUCUGCUGUGCCCCCUCUCCCUGCUCGUCACCGCGUCGUGGGGCGUCCGCUUCCACCCCGGGCAAGAGACCUUGGUGAAGCAGCUCUCCUCUUAUGAAAUCAUAACACCUGUCCGAGUGAAUGAGUUUGGAGAAGUUUUCCCGCACACGCAUCACUUCAGAAGGAGGAAAAGGAGCUUGGAGGCACCGCUGGAGCCCGCUGCUUUCCGGACGCAUUACCAGCUCAGAGCGUACGGGCAGGUCUUCCAGCUGAACCUGAGUGCUGAUGCAGGAUUCCUCGCUGCUCAGUACACGGUGGUGCACGUCGGGGCCCCGCAGAAACAGCCGUCCUCUGAUUUGCGGCACUGUUUCUACCGCGGGCAUGUCAAUGCCCAGGAAACGCACAUGGCUGUCUUCAGCAUCUGUGGUGGUUUGAUGGGCACCUUCAAGGCACAUGAUGGUGAAUACAUUUUAGAACCUCUGAUGAAAGCAGAUGGAGGUGAACAUGAAGAUGAACAUAACAAACCACAUCUUAUAUACAGACAUGAUGAACUUAAAAAAGAGUAUCAGAAAUCCUAUAAACCUUGUGAAGUUUCAGAGAAAGAGUUGCAGAAGAGCACUUUAUUACAUCCAACCUUCAGCAGUUUAGAUGAAAAGAGCAGCAUUUUACAGAAGUCUCUCAGUUCAGAGUAUGCUUUAAAUAACAUCUCCGUAGAGGAUGGUGGCAAUCCACAUUCCAGGAAGAAACGUUUUCUUUCCUAUCCAAGAUAUGUAGAAGUGAUGGUCACAGCUGACACCAAAAUGGUUCGUCACCAUGGGCAGAAUUUACAGCACUAUGUACUAACUCUGAUGUCAAUAGUUGCAGCUAUUUAUAAAGAUUCAAGUAUUGGAAAUCUUAUAAAUGUAGUUAUUGUCAAAUUAGUUGUAAUUCACAAUGAACAGGAAGGACCAGCUAUCACUUUUAAUGCAGCUACCACUCUGCGUAAUUUUUGCAUAUGGCAGCAAGCACAAAACACUUUGGAUGAUACUCACCCUUCUCAUCACGAUACUGCUGUUCUCAUCACGAGGGAAGAUAUCUGCAGAGCUAGAGAGAAGUGUGAUACUCUUGGUUUAGCAGAGCUAGGUACAAUGUGCGACCCACUGCGCAGUUGUUCUGUAAGUGAAGAAAAUGGAUUGAGUGCUGCUUUUACUAUAGCACAUGAGCUUGGACAUGUGUUUAAUGUGCCUCAUGAUGAUAGUUUUAAAUGUAAAGAAGCUGGACUUAAACACCAAUAUCAUGUGAUGGCUCCAACUUUAAAUUAUCAUACAAGUCCAUGGACCUGGUCAAAAUGCAGUCAAAAACACAUCACUGAAUUUCUUGAUACUGGUUAUGGUGAGUGCCUCCUAGACAAACCUAGUGGAGAAACAUUCCAUCUCUCCUCUCAGCUGCCUGGGUCAAUGUAUGAUGUCAACAAGCAGUGUGAGCUUACUUUUGGUAUUGGGUCACAAGUAUGCCCUUACAUGAAACAAUGCAAACGCUUAUGGUGCACAAGCACAGAAGGUGUUCACAAGGGUUGUCGUACUCAGCACAUGCCUUUGGCUGAUGGAACAGCUUGUGGUAUAGGCAUGCACUGCCGCCAUGGAAUUUGUGUGAGCAAAGAAAUGGAGCUGCGCCCUGUAGAUGGAGAAUGGGGACCAUGGGGGCCUUAUAGCUCGUGUUCAAGAACUUGUGGAGGUGGAAUCAAGAGCACCACCAGGCUGUGUAAUCGACCAGAGCCAAGGAAUGAAGGAAGGUACUGUGUUGGUCGCAGGAUGAAAUUUCGGUCAUGUAAUACUGAUUCAUGUCCAAAAGGCAAAAAAGAUUUCCGGGAGCAACAGUGCUCCGAGUUUGAUGGCAAGCACUUCAAUAUCAAUGGUCUUACCUCUGCUGUUCGCUGGCUUCCAAAGUACAGUGGUAUUGCUAUGAAAGAUCGCUGUAAACUUUUUUGCCGAGUUUCUGGAACAACUUCCUACUAUCAGCUGAAGGACAGAGUUGCUGAUGGUACUCCCUGUGGAGCAGAAACCAAUGACCUUUGUGUUCAAGGCUUAUGCAGGCAAGCAGGCUGUGAUCAUGUUUUGAAUUCAAAGGCAAAGAGAGACAAAUGUGGAAUCUGUGGUGGUGAUAAUUCUUCAUGUAAGACACUUGCAGGUACUUUCAACAGUGCUCAUUAUGGUUACAAUGUUGUAGUAAAUAUUCCCAAAGGAGCAACAAACAUUGAUAUUCAACAGCACAGCUACUCAGGGAAACCAGAGGAUGACAACUACCUUGCUUUAUCAGAUGCCCACGGAAAUUUUAUCUUGAAUGGAAAUUUUGUUGUGAGCAUGUCAAAAAGAGAAAUCAAUGUACAAGGAGCCAUUUUCGAGUACAGUGGUUCGAACAAUACCAUAGAACGAAUUAACAGCACUGAUAAAGUUGAAGAAGAACUAACCUUACAGGUUUUGUGUGUAGGGAAUUUAUACAACCCUGAUGUGCGUUAUUCAUUCAAUGUCCCGAUAGAAGAUGGAAGUGAUCUUUUUACAUGGGAUCCUUAUGGACCCUGGCAAGAUUGCAGCAGGAUGUGCCAAGGUAUUCGAAGAAGAAGAAUGACAUGUAUACGUAGAAGUGAUGGUGUGGUAGUGUCUGAUCAAAGAUGUGAACUUAUACCCGCUGUACCAAGUGUCUACGAGCAGUGUAAUACAGACUGUGAAUUAAGGUGGCACAGUGUUGGCAAAAGUGACUGUACAUCGAAGUGUGGCCCAGGACAUCGGUCUGUUGAGAUCCACUGCAUGAAGUACUCUAUUGCAAGAGGACUCAGUGCUCCAGUGGAGGAUAAGUACUGUGCUGAUCAGCAGAAACCACCAGCCAGAGAGCCUUGCCACGGUGACUGUACGUUAAGAAGUUGGCACUACACAGAAUGGUCAGAGUGUUCCAGGAGCUGUGCAAGAGGUGUCAGAACCAGAGAAGCUUUUUGUAUGAACAACUUGGGACGUCAUCUUCCUGACAGAGAAUGCCAGGAACUUCCAAGAGUUGUAACGCAGAGCUGCAAUGAAUUCUUAUGUCCAAGCUGGUCUGUUACUGACUGGAGUGAGUGCCCUGUGACAUGUGGCAAAGGAAUGAAGCAUCGUCAAGUCUGGUGCCAACUUAAUGAUGAGCAACUGAGAGAUGAUUUCUGUAACCCAAAUGACAGACCAGAGUCAAUAACACCAUGUGACCUUCAUGAAUGUGCAUCUUGGCAAGUAGGGCCUUGGGGAUCAUGUGCGGUAACAUGCGGACGCGGGUACCAGGUGCGCGCAGUCAAAUGUGUUACUGGGACGUACCGCGCAAUCCUGAGCGACGACAGGGACUGCAAUGCUGCCACUCGUCCUAGGGACAGCCAAGAAUGUGAAUUGCCCUCUUGUCCAGAAAAUACAAAAUUAUGGACUACUUCACUUCCUCUAGUUCAUGUGGGGAAGGUGACCCAAUGGAGAUAUGGAUCAUGGACCCCAUGCUCUGCAUCCUGUGGGAAGGGCGAUCGUGCUCGCUAUGUGAGUUGCAGAGAUGCUCAUGGAGAGAUAGCAGAUGAGUCUUUGUGUGCUCAUUUACCACGACCUGCUGAAAUUUCAAGCUGCUUUAGCCCAUGUGGAGAGUGGAAAGUUGGAAAUUGGUCCCCUUGCACAGUUACGUGUGACAGUGGAAUAAUAACAAGACAAGUCAUCUGUGUCAAUUAUCAUCAGCAAAUCAGUGAGAAUUACUGUGAUCCUGAAGGCCGACCUCCUAAGGAACAAGAAUGUAACAUGCCACCAUGCCCAGUUUAUCAUCAUGUUCCAAAACUACAUGACCAUCCAAGCCAUUUUCCAGAAACAGGUUACCUCCCAAUACACCCUCCACAAGACAAUUUAAACCAGUGGAACCGUCCUUCCACGGGAGUAUAUCAAUGGAGAACUGGACCCUGGGGAGCAUGCUCUAGUACUUGUGCAGGUGGAUUUCACCGCCGAGUUGUAGUGUGUCAAGACGAGGAAGGAAGAAGUGCCAGUAACUGUGAUGAGGCAACAAAACCUUCAGAGUUGAGACACUGUGAUUCUGGACCCUGCCCGCAAUGGAACUUUGGGAACUGGGGAGAAUGUACUCAGACUUGUGGAGAUGGAAUAAAGACAAGACUGGUGAUUUGUCAGCUUCCCUCUGGCCAAAUGUUGCGUGAUCAAAACUGUGAAAUUCUAGACAAGCCACCUAACAUGGCACAAUGUAAUGUGCAUUCUUGCCCUGGUGAUGUUUCUUGGCAUCGGGGACCGUGGAAAUCGUGUUCUGUUUCCUGUGGAAAAGGUUUGAAGUUUCGUGAUGUGCAUUGCAUUAACAGCUUCCAAACAAAAAUAGAAGAGGACAACUGCAAACAUUUGAAAAAACCACGAACACACAAAAUAUGUAGAGCUGGAAGAUGUCCUUCUUGGAAGGCCAGCAGAUGGAAAGAGUGCUCUGCAUCCUGUGGAGUGGGGGUUCAGCAAAGGGACGUCUCCUGCCAGGUGUCCGGCCUGGGGCGGGUGAGCGACGCCCUGUGCAGCCGCGGCCGGCGCCCUGCCAGCACGAGGCACUGCCAGCGGCGCCCCUGCCCGCAGCACCGCUGGCUGGCACAGCGAUGGGGAAAUUGUUCAGCAUUAUCUAGAAGGAAGGAGAUCUACAGGAAAGUAAAAUGUGUGAAUGAAAACCAGCUCCAAGUCGAUGACAGUUUCUGUGAUCCUGCCACAAAGCCUCCAUCAUCCAAAACCUGUGGAGUAUCUCCCUCUAAAUAUGUUGUGCUCACAGGAGAACUGUCACAGUGCUCAGAGAGCUGUGGGUUUGGUCACCAGCAGAGGAUCCCCUACUGUGUUGGAAUCCACUCUGUGCAAAGGCGGCGCGUGCGCGGCCUUCGGGCUGUAGCGUACCCAGAGUGCCCGGUACAGCCAUCCCCCUACAUUCACAGAUGCAACCUCAAAGGAUGCUCACAAGCAGCUACCUGGACAGUGGGGAAGUGGACCAAAUGCUCAGCGUCUUGUGGAGUGGGGAUAAAGCAGAGGACAGUUGAGUGUAUGACUGAAAAUGGCUUAUCUAGUGACUUGUGCCUGCCCCAUUUAAAACCAGCUGCCAGAAAGAUCUGCCAUGAGAAAGAAUGUGAAAUUCUUACCACCUGCAAAGAUAUGCAGAUUAAAAAAGGGAUGAGAAGGGAUGGUGAAUACCUACUUAACGUUAAGGGAAGGAUGAUAAAGAUUUAUUGCUCAGGCAUGAACUUAGAGAAUCCCAAAGAAUAUUUGACAUUGGUAAAAGGCGAAGCAGAAAACUUUUCUGAAGUAUAUGGAUACAGGUUGCAGAAUCCAUAUGAAUGUCCCUUCAAUGGAAGCAGAAGGCAAGACUGUGCCUGUCGAAAUGAUUACCUUGCAGCUGGCUUUACGAUUUUUAGCAAAAUAAGAUUUGAUGUGGCAUCUAUGCAAAUUAAAACUACAGAUUUUCUUUUUGCUCAGACUAUACUGGGGAGAGCAGUACCAUUUGCUACAGCUGGAGAUUGCUACAGUGCAGCCAGAUGUCCACAGGGCCAGUUCAGCAUUAACUUGGCUGGUACAGGUCUGAGAUUAUCCAGUACAGUGAGAUGGGUUGCUCAGGGCAACUAUGCCACUGCUGACAUACACAAAUCCCACGAUGGUACUAAAAUAUAUGGAAGAUGUGGAGGAUUUUGUGGAAAAUGUGUUCCUAACACAAUUAUUGGUCUCCAACUUCAAGUACAGUGA